Molecule: messenger RNA, 1365 nt
Organism: Saitoella complicata NRRL Y-17804
Lineage: Eukaryota; Fungi; Ascomycota; Saitoellomycetes; Saitoellales; Saitoellaceae
Product: DnaJ-domain-containing protein
Exons: 1
Coding region: 69-1244 (391 amino acids)
Biological process (GO): protein refolding
Cellular component (GO): cytoplasm
Molecular function (GO): Hsp70 protein binding
Source: RefSeq, a predicted model, not a curated record
AAGAAGAGGACAACGCAGCAUUGAACAGGUGAGAGUCAACGCCAGACAAUUGCGAUCGCACCACCACCAUGAGAUCCAUCAUCUUUCCCCUGCUCUUCCUCCUCAUCCUCACCCUCGUCUCUGCCUCCCGAGACUUCUACAAAAUCCUCAACAUCCCCCACACCUCCACCCCCCAACAAAUAAAAUCCGCAUACCGCUCCCUCUCCAAAAAAUGGCAUCCAGACAAGAACCCAGAUAACCCAGACGCACAUUCCAAAUUCGUGGAGUUGGCUGCUGCGUAUGAGGUGUUGUCCGAUCCGGAGAAGAAGGAGGUGUAUGAUAAGUUUGGGGAGGAGGGGUUGAGUCAGCAGGGAGGAGGAGGAGGGGGACGGGGGGGCCCGGGUGGUGGUGGGGAUCCGUUUGAUAUGUUUGCCAAGUUCUUUGGUGGGAGUGGGCAUUUUGGGCAACAUCGGCACCCUCAGACGCCGCGUGGUCCGACGCUCGAGACGGUCCUCGCUGUUCCACUGCGCAAUCUUUACACUGGCUCAACCAUCCCGCUCUCCCUCGAAAAACAGCAAAUCUGUACGGAAUGUCUCGGUACCGGCGCAAGAAGUGCGGAAGAUGUCGUAACAUGUGGACAAUGCCGUGGAAGCGGCCGAGUCAUCAGAAAACACCAACUCGCACCCGGUAUCGUCCAACAAGUCCAAAUGGGCUGCGAUAAAUGUGGAGGAAAAGGAAAAGAGAUCAAACAUGUUUGCACAACCUGCCGUGGCUCAAAAGUAGUCCGCGGCACAACCGAGUUCGAGGUCGAGAUUGAGCCCGGGAUGAUGAAAGGCCAUAAAAUCGUAUUCGAGGGCGAAGCGGAUGAGAGUCCGGAUUGGGAAGCAGGCGAUUUGGUCCUCGUUAUCGAAGAACAAGAGCCUACUACAUCAUCGCCCUCCUACCCCUUCCGUCGCCGUGGGCAAGAUCUGUACACCACUGUCCUUCUACCAUUACAAGAUGCCCUCCUCGGCUCGUGGACACGGACGAUCGACCUGUUCGGACAGCGUGCUAUCACGCUCUCCCGCGCACGGGGUGAAGUUGUUCAGCCGGGCUACGUGGAGGUUAGGGAAGGGGAUGGGAUGCCGGUGUGGGGGAAGGAAGGGGAGUGGGGACGGAUGUAUGUUGAGUAUGUUGUUGUGUUGCCGGAGGGGAGGGGGGAGGUGUUUUUGAGGGAGUUGGAGGAGGUGUUUGGGAAGGAGAAGGGGGGAAAGGAUGAGUUGUGAGGUAGUGCAUAGAAGAACGUUAAGGGGGGUUGAGUGGGAGCAUGGUUAUAGAUUGAUAUCCUCUAGCAUAUGUCACGGAUUUAUGUUGUCCGAUCAUAGCUCACAAGAAUCAAUGUUUCCC